AUGGAGGACGACGUCAAGGAUGACGAGCUCUUCCUCGACCUGGCCACCGGCAAGCUGAAGAUGAUGGGCUUUGAUUCUGGCACCUUCUUCAAAGCCAGGCUCCACAGCGAAUUUACAGAUGAGUCCACACCCAGGGGGAUGCUCCCAGAUUUGGGCAUUGCACGGCCUGGAAGCGUUGUAGGUGGUGUCCAGUCUGGAUCGGGAAGUGCUUGGGACCAGCUGCGGCGUGGAUGGGACGUGGCCUUGGAGAAGGCCGAGGACAUCGCUUGGGAGCAGCUUUUCUUCCGGCGGCGGGUGGCGUGCGCUGUCACUGGAGGAUGGCCCCAGGGCAGAGCCCAGCCGGGCUUCCACCGCAUCCCCCGGAGCUUGGGGCAGACAGUGGUCCCAGAGCUGAGGUUAAUGGUGCGCAGCCGGCGCUGCGGCUCGCACGCGGCCCCCGCCCCCGAGCUGCCGGUGUCCCCUUCGAAAGAGGCAACAUCUGGGGAUACCCGGCCCGGGGCGGUUGAGGAGCGGCCGCGGGCCGUUUCUGGAGCCGGGCCGAGCGCUGACAGCCGCGUGUCGCCGGCAGGGAAGGCGCAGCAGGGCCUGACGGAGCGCUACCGGGUGGGCUCGCUGCUGGGGCGCGGCGGCUUCGGCAGCGUGUUCGCGGCGACGCGGCUCUCGGACGGCGCCCCGGUGGCCAUCAAACGGGUGCCACGGAACCGCAUCCGUCAUUGGGGCGAGCUGCCCAACGGCACCAGCGCACCACUCGAGGUCGUGCUGCUGGACAAGGUGUCCACCGGCUUCCCUGGUGUGGUGCAGCUCCUCGAGUGGCUCGAGCUCCCCAACAACGUGGUGCUGGUGAUGGAGCGGCCGGAGCACUCUCAGGACCUGCUUCGUUUUAUUCGAGAGCGGGGCUUCCUGUCAGAGGAGGUGGCACGGGAGCUCUUCCGCCAGGUCCUGGAGGCCGUGCGGCACUGCACCAGCUGCGGGGUCCUUCACAGGGACCUGAAACCAGAGAACAUCCUGGUUGACCUGGCCACCGGCCAGGCCAAAUUGAUUGACUUUGGCUGCGGCACCCACCUGCAAGACACAGCCUACACCCGCUUUGCAGGAACACCAUCGUACAGCCCCCCGGAAUGGAACCACUUUGGCUGGUACUACGGCGAGGCAGCUACCGUCUGGUCCCUGGGCAUCGUGCUGCACCAGAUGGUCUGCGGGCAGCACCCGUUCCCGAAGGGCCGGAACAUCAGCUGGGGCCAGCUGUCGCUCCCACAACGGCUCUCUCAAGACUGCAAGGAACUCAUCAGAUGGUGUCUGUCCCUGCACUCCUUGGACAGGCCCUCAUUAGAAGACCUGUCGUGUGAUCCUUGGCUGCAGGAUAUUCACCAUCCGUAGAAGAAGGGAGAGAGCCACAGGCACACUUUGAUCCAGGGAGCCGCCGGGGCCCUGGGCGGGGCACUGACAGCCUGCUCUCAGCC
Messenger RNA from Corvus hawaiiensis (hawaiian crow), 1460 nucleotides. Its product is annotated as serine/threonine-protein kinase pim-1-like. The transcript is spliced from 9 exons. Gene Ontology annotation, biological process: protein autophosphorylation. Gene Ontology annotation, cellular component: cytoplasm. Gene Ontology annotation, molecular function: ATP binding; protein serine/threonine kinase activity. Bases 1 to 1377 code for a protein of 458 amino acids. NCBI's taxonomy places the organism in Eukaryota, Metazoa, Chordata, Aves, Passeriformes, Corvidae. The record is from RefSeq and is a predicted model, not a curated record.